GUUUUUUUUUAUUAUGGAAAAAGGCGGAUCAUAAAUAGCUUAAUGUGUGAAAGUUUAUUUUACACAUAUAAAACAUUUACAUAGUUUUAUUUGCAGCAGGUGACGGGGUGGUUGGAAAAAAAAAAAAAAAAAAACUCGCAUCAGAGUCGAGACGCAGACAGGAUCAUCUAAUUUGAAAACGCAGCCGCAGUACCACGAAGCAAGCAGCUGCACAAGCAGGAAAGAUGGGGGACAAGGAGCUGAUGUGGUCCUUAAAAAAUGGAGAUCUUGAUGUGGUGAAAGAUUUUAUAGCCAAGGGUGAGGAUGUGAACCGGACACUGGAAGGGGGAAGGAAGCCACUUCAUUAUGCUGCAGACUGUGGACAGACUGAGAUGGUGGAGUUCCUCCUUUCCAAAGGAGCAGAUGUCAAUGCUCCCGACAAGCAUGGCAUUACUCCCCUCCUCUCAGCCACCUACGAGGGCCAUGUCACCUGUGUCAAACUCCUUCUCUCCAAGGGUGCAGAUAAAGAAACGAAAGGACCUGAUGGGAUGAAAGCCUUCGAAGCAGCAGAGAGUGCAGAUAUCAAAGCUCUUCUAAAGUGAGCUGGAAAAGGAUGGAUUGAUGGAAAGCUAAAUGGAUGAAUGCAUUUCCUGUGGCCUCGUUACUUCCUGCCUCUUGUUUUCUCACUCUGUUGUCUGUUAUUGCCUCCUUUAUUGAAUCAUGCAUCCCUUAAGGACCAAACUGAGGGACAGCGAAACACACCCAUGGUGGAAACCAAACAUUUUCUGACAUAACAAAUUUUAAAAAAAUGUAUCAUGAUAAUAACAUUAAUAACCAACCAACAAAUAACCGACCAAGACCUAAAUUGUAAUAAUAAUAAAAACUAGAGCACUUAUACAUAAGUAGUUGGUUAAUAAAAAACUGUUGAUGGGGCACUUUUGUUAAGAUACAUCAUCAAUAAAAAAAGCAUCUGAUACUGAUUUUUAGGGGUUUUUUUCUUCAUUGUGGGCCACAUUUAGACUGUCAUUCCCUGACGGAACAGUUUCUGUCCACCAGGGUGUGGCACACCUGAAAUCAGUGUUUAAAGAAUGAAGAAAUUAAUAAUGAUUUGUUUGUUUUGCAUAUAAAGUGUAUUUUAUAGCCAUGGAAUUUUGGAAAAAAAAAUAUGGUGUGACAUCUGUUUAUUGGGCAUAAAAAAAUGAAGCCUUGUACCUUGAA
Acipenser ruthenus (sterlet) is the source of this 1197-nucleotide messenger RNA. RefSeq names its product myotrophin. The transcript is spliced from 4 exons. Bases 225 to 581 code for a protein of 118 amino acids. Lineage: Eukaryota; Metazoa; Chordata; Actinopteri; Acipenseriformes; Acipenseridae. Gene Ontology annotation, biological process: regulation of barbed-end actin filament capping. The record is from RefSeq and is a predicted model, not a curated record. Gene Ontology annotation, molecular function: protein binding. Gene Ontology annotation, cellular component: nucleus; cytoplasm.